This is a messenger RNA of Schizosaccharomyces osmophilus, 2430 nucleotides long. RefSeq lists its product as uncharacterized. The coding region runs from base 1 to 2430 and encodes 809 amino acids. The record is from RefSeq and is a predicted model, not a curated record. The transcript has 2 exons. NCBI's taxonomy places the organism in Eukaryota, Fungi, Ascomycota, Schizosaccharomycetes, Schizosaccharomycetales, Schizosaccharomycetaceae.
AUGGAAGAAAAUACCGCCCAAUUAAAGCUAUAUUGGAAUGAUAAUGAAUCAAUUGUUGCUGAUGUUCUUUUAAACGUGAAUACUGGAAAUGAUAAGCUUCCCGUCCCCGUUUUGAAUUUAAAUAAUAAGACUUGGGAUUUAUUAAACUUUUUAGAAAUGAAAGAUGAUACCAAUAAUCAACCUAAAAACCCUGCUAGUAGUGUUUUAAAGAAAGAGGUAUCUACUAAAACCCCGUUAACAACCUCAAAACCAAGGAUCCCUCUGAAGUCCUUAACCGAUGAGGAAAACAGCAUAAGCCCAAACAUACAAGAGCCUGACGUAGCGACACCUCCGAAACAAUUUCGAGAGCAACCCAUAAUUGGAGACGAAAAUGCAUUCAGCUCUCCUACCAAGGGUUAUCGAUCAGGUAAUAGACAAGAGUGUGAAUAUAUAGAUGAAAGUUCAGAGACACUCGAUCUUCAAGGUUGGUUUACGGUUGAGAAUGAAUUGGAUCAGACAUUCACCACUCAGCAAGAGUGCGAAAACAUUUCUGAAACUUGCUCUGAAUUUGACGAACUUUCUUUGAAUUUUGAAAAUGUCGAUUCUUGUCUUCUUUCUUCGAGGAGGGAUUCGUUUUCAUUUUUGCUUGAGAAUGGGUCUUUCACCACGCUUUCCAUGACUUCAAACGAUAUGAUUUCCACGUCUUCAAUGAAAGAUGAUAUGUUAGUUAGUUCUCAUGAGAAAACAUUUGAUUUGGAGAAAGACAAAGAAAGCGAUUCUUUCGACAACUGCUCAGAAUUACAUUUGCAAGAAACGAACGAAGUAGACAUAUCUAAUGGAGAUGAGGCUUCAAAUGAAACCUCAAUCCUUUCGCAUCCCACAGAAAGCUUUACGUUAGAAAACGACUGCUUAUAUUACAAUCCCCAGCUUUCUGAUCCUAAUGAAACGAAUUCAGAAUUGUUUCGGAAGUCGCAGCCAACUAAAAUAUGGUUAAUGCUAAAAGCAAAAGCCUUCUUUGAUGAAAUGGAGCAGAGUUAUCGCGCCCCUUUGAAUUUUUUUAUUCCGACGUUUCGAGUCGAACUUAAUCUAGUUAUCCAUUCAUCAAUACACCUAGAUUGGAAUGCACACGUUUCAUCUGGACAUUUCGAUACACAGCUCGAACAGUCUUUGGACGUGUCAAAUGGAUCAUCGUUUUGUUCGUCCGCUCCACUAUCUGCUUCUUCAUUAUCGAACGUCGUCUGGUACACCAAAGAAUCCCUCAAAAGUGUCAAGAUUUCUGAAACAACUGUUUCGGUGUCUUUACAAGAGGAUGAAUCAUCUUUCAAACAUUUACAGUACGAAAUUCAAUGCAUAUGUGCCUCUAAAAUUACAGAAAAUAGCACAUUCACUGUAAUUGCUCCAGAGGCGUUUGUACUAAAAGACGUUGUCAGUGAUUGUUUGGACAUUGAAUUUGAACAACAACGGAAUGACGACGAGUUAGAUAUAGUAUUCACAAAAGUCCACCAACGCCAUGAUAUGACUUCAAUCGAUGCGCUACAUGCGCUUCAGAUACUAAUGAUGGAUCCUGAUGCAGUUACAGAAAAUCACAUACUACCAAUCCCAAUUGUGAAACAUAUGAAGCAUUCUACAAAAGUUGCCUUUGAGGAAUUAGUUUCGGACUAUCAAGUCUUCCUAUAUGACAUUCAUGGGAACUCUCAGACGUUGGCAAUGGGAUGCUGCGAAUUCACAUACAAUAAAGAUAUGAAUUAUGGAUUUACUUUGUCUCAACUGAAUCAGUGUUCCAGAGCAACCGUGCAAAAUCCGUUCAUACGUACUCGCAUAAAAAGGAAUUGUUUGUCCCCCAUCUUUAAAGUGUUUGAUGGUUUUGAGGAUUAUUUACAACUUGUAUUUUCUUGCAUUUUGAUUUUGGAUUCUGAAGAUCAAACUGACAUUCUAAAACUCAAACUACCAGAGCAAUCACGAUUAACGUGGGUGAUUGAAGGAAGUCAUAACUAUUUGACGAAUGUUUAUUAUUCAGAUGGAAUAUACAGCAUCACGAACUCAAAGAUGAAACAAAGCUUGUCCCUUCGAAUAGGAAUGCUGGUUCCUCUGCAAAAGACGAAAGAAGGAAUGGUAUUUAGAUUACCUGCUGUCCUUGACUAUACAUUGAAUCAUGUGGUGGUUGACAUGGAAGGAUUGAAAUAUAAAAUCUCAGCAAUUGAAGUGGACAAGCGGAUACAUUUAAAGCCGUUGCAAAGACUGGAAUUUAAGUUGUUGAGAAAUGUUUCUGUUUUGUUUAUACUGAGAGAAGAAACAGUAAAAAAGAAGAGGGCAGCUAAUGUAUCACAUACAGAAGCAGACAGUGAACUCAAACCGGAGGUUUCAUCAAACUUAUUUAAGGAAACACUAGCUGUCUGUUCUAUAGUGGGGUAUUUAUUUAUUUUUUACCAAAUAUAUAUGAAACAAAUUUAA